Aethalodelphis obliquidens (Pacific white-sided dolphin) is the source of this 2321-nucleotide messenger RNA. RefSeq names its product regulator of G protein signaling 16 (gene RGS16). NCBI's taxonomy places the organism in Eukaryota, Metazoa, Chordata, Mammalia, Artiodactyla, Delphinidae. Bases 70 to 669 code for a protein of 199 amino acids. The record is from RefSeq and is a predicted model, not a curated record. The transcript is spliced from 5 exons.
UGCGCCCUGCGUUGCCCGCUGGAGCCCGUCACCAUCCUCCACACGACGUGCUGCCCUGCACCCGCAGCCAUGUGCCGGACCCUGGCCGCCUUCCCCACCAACUGCCUGGAGAGAGCCAAAGAGUUCAAGACACGGCUGGGGGUCUUUCUUCACAAGUCAGAACUGGGCUCCGGUACUGGGAGUGUUGGCAAGUUCGAGUGGGACAGUAAACACAGCAAAGAGGGCAGAAACUUCUCAGAAGACGUGUUGGGGUGGAGAGAGUCAUUUGACUUGCUGCUGAGCAGUAAAAAUGGAGUGGCCGCCUUCCACGCCUUCCUGAAGACAGAGUUCAGCGAGGAGAACCUGGAGUUCUGGCUGGCCUGUGAGGAGUUCAGGAAGCUCCGGUCAGCUACCAAGCUGGCCUCCCGGGCUCACAGGAUCUUUGAGGAAUUCAUCUGCAGUGAAGCCCCCAAAGAGGUGAACAUAGACCACGAGACCAGGGAGCUGACCAGGACGAACCUGCAGACGCCCACGGCCAUGUGCUUCGACGUGGCUCAGGGGAAGACGCGCACCCUGAUGGAGAAGGACUCGUACCCGCGCUUCCUGAAGUCCCCAGCUUAUCGGGACCUAGCUGCCGAAGCCGCGGCCGCCUCCGCCUCUGCCUCCCCAUCCGAGCCCUCGCAUACCUGAGCCUCCAGGCUGGGAGGGGGCCGGCCAGGCAGAGAGGUUGGGUCGCCCGUAGCCGAGGCGCCGCCGCCGUGUGGGGGGGCGGGUUCUGCAAAGCCAGAGAGGACAGCGAAGGGAAACGCCCACCCGGUGACACCCUCUCCUCUAGACCCUGCGGGACUGAAUUCCGUGCGUGAGAGGGUUCCCCCACUUCUAGGACCUGCGCCCAAGGGCUGAAGAGGAGGGUUGUGUGUGGCUCUCUGGGGGAAAAGAAGGAUGGUGCAAGAGUCAGCAUCGGCUCUGGCCCUUCUCAGCGGGGCAAGGGAUAUUCCAGGGUGCUUUGGGAAACUUGUGGAUAAAAGGAAACUUGAAAAUGAGUGAGGAAAAGACAAGCAGGUUAGCCGUUCUGCCUGUCCGUCGGUGGACACAUCCUGGUUUCCUGGUUCCCAGACUGUCCUGGGCACACAGGGAACCGUGGAUGUGGAGCCUUCCCAUCCCGUCCUCUUCACCUGCCUCUGGGCUGCCCGGCGGCUUCCUUAGCUUGCAUUUCUCAACACUCCUGUGUCCAGCCUGGCAGUCUUGUCAAGGCCAGAGAACCAAUGUGAUGCUUGCCCCAGAUGAGAUUUUUACCUCAAACACUGGCCUUCAAGCCCCUUUCCAGAUCAAUAGAGAGCCCUGAAAAGAGGCCAUCUUGCUUAUGUGAAAUGAACCUUGGUGCUCCUGGUGGCCUCUUGCGGGUGCCCCGACCCUGUGUGUGUAUCAGGGUCCACCUGUGAGCAGGGCCCGCUGAGGACCUCUUGCUGGGAUGUGCCCUGUCUUAGCUCCGUGCUGCUGUUGAAUGUGGGGCCCAUCAGGAGAAGGGCAUGGGGCCUCUUGGUGAGCGGCUAGUCCAGCUCUUUUGCCGGGCAGGGUGGAAGGAGGGAGAAAAGGAUCCUGAGAAACAAAUCUCUUGGCAGUUCCAGAGAAUCCUCUUUAAAUCAAGCUCAUCUUUUAUUUUUGUGGGUAUGAGAACAGCGAAAAAGAGAUUCCCCAGGAUGGAAGGGGAGCCUCGUGUUUCUUUCCUGUGGAUGUGAGGUAACGCUCACUGGGGUGUUGGGAGAAAUGAGGCAGGGACCUCAAUGAACUUGGAUGGACCGUAGAAGCUGGGAGUGAGGCUGGGAAGAGCAGGACUGGGGGCAAUCAGAACCCGCUGGUCACCUCAUGGCAUCACUGAGCACAUGUUCCGUGGUGGGACUUCUGCCUGGGCCCAGGCUGGGGAGGUGAAUUAACCGGGCAGCUCCCCUGUGCCCCAGGAAAAUCCACACUGUUCUCUCUGCGCUAUGAGCUCCUCCAGGAGACAAUUAUUUAAGUCUAACAUAUUGUUGGUUUUGUGACAGUGGUCAUGGCACAUUAUUUUCACUGCUGUUGUCGUGUUGUUGUAUUGUUAUUUACUGUCAUUUGAGUUUGCCUCUACUGGAGAAUCUCAACAGGAGCUGGCGGCCUGACUGUCUCCCUCUCCACUGGACUCUACCUCUUGAACAUGCUGGGAACCUCUUAGCGCCUGUCAGGAACUCCUCCCUGUUUAAAUAUUUAUUUAUUGUUGACAGCUGGAACUGGUUUUCUGAUGUGAAUGAUGUACUCGAUCCCCAUUUUCCUGCUUCAGCAUGUUAUUUUAUUGUGAAAUAAAAUAAAACCCA